AUGGGAACCAGUGAAGAAGUGAAGCCUUCCAAACCAGAAAAAUCGUCUUCAUCUGCAACCGAUCAUAAUAACAUCCACGUGUAUCCUGACUGGGCGGCAAUGCAGGCUUACUAUGGUCCCCGAUUUGCUGUACCACCAUAUAUGAACCCAACAGUUGCUUCUCCUCAUGCCCCUCCUCCUUAUAUGUGGGCUCCACCUCAGUCGAUGAUGCCUCCUUAUGCGGCUCCGUAUGCUGCAUUCUAUGCUCACGGAGGAGUUUAUGCACAUCCCGGAGUUCCUCUUGCCAGUACCACUUUGAACAUGGAGACACCGGCCAAGUCAUCGGGAAAUACGGAUGGAGACUCUGUGAAGAAGCAGAAAGAGUUUGAUGGGCUGCCAAUGGUAAUAAGCAAUGGAAAUGGUGACAGUGCUGACCAUGGGACUGAACGUAAAAUGUCGGACAGUGACGAGACUGGAGGUUCAAGUGAUGGAAGUAAUGGAGUUACGCCACGGGUCGGCCAGAAGAGCAAGAAGAGAAGUAGGCAAGGUUCUCCUGACAAAGGAGAUAGCAAAGCCCCUGAGAAGACGGUCGAUGUAAUAACUGCUACUGCUGAUGUGCCCGUUAAACCAAUGGAGAACACAAACUCUGUAUUGAAACUCAAAAAUGUCAAGUCCAGCCCAGCUAAUGUUCCUUCACAAUGGAUGCCAAAUGAAGCCUGGUUGCAGGACGAACGAGAGCUGAAAAGGGAGAGGAGGAAACAGUCCAAUCGAGAAUCUGCUCGAAGAUCGCGCCUCAGGAAACAAGCGGAGACUGAGGAACUAGCUGGCAAGGUGAAGGCACUGACUGCUGAGAAUAUCUCCCUCAAAGCCGAGAUCAAUAAAUUAAUGGGAAACUCUGAGCAACUGAAGCUUGAAAAUGCUGCCCUCUUGGAGAAAUUUGAAGACAAGGAUAUCGAGUUUAUCGAAGACAAGAGGCUAAUAAAACCGGUUGGGACGGUCAACCUUCUCGAGAGGGUCAACAACUCUGACUCAAACCCACACGAGAAUCGAAGCCCACGGGCCAAGCUCCGUCAGCUUUUGGACACGAGCCCCAAGGCUGAUGCCAUAGCCGCCAUUUGA
Molecule: messenger RNA, 1098 nt
Organism: Striga hermonthica
Lineage: Eukaryota; Viridiplantae; Streptophyta; Magnoliopsida; Lamiales; Orobanchaceae
Source: the annotation of a GenBank genome assembly